AUGAUUGCAUCUCUUCUCACAGGAAUACUCUGUGUAUUCUCUUCGUUGGAUUUCACUACAGCCCUCGCCCCUGGAAAUGUCGCACUACGAACUCGAAAUGCCCCUGGAACGACUGAUAAAGACACGAUUAAUGCAGUGGGCCAUGCUCUUAACAUGGCAACACUGAAAUCGCGCGGCAAUAAAGUGUAUUCGAUGAACAAAACAUCACUGGCGAAAAGCUGGACUGGUGCGAAUUUGUUCGUUUCUGGCGAGAGUGGCAGCACCGAUGAAACUUCGUCCUCGGAUGUGACCGCAGCCAUAGAGAUAAUAUGUUCUACCUGUUAUGUGGAUGGCUCCGUGAGCGGAGCCUUGACCCUCACCGGGGGUUUCAACUUAAACGACACCAUAACGGAAGUUACAAGCGAUGUCAAAAAUGUCACAGAGCAAGUUAUCGACCAGCUAAAAGAUUAUGUCGAAUCGACUCUCGAAGACAUUGUCACGAACGACGCUGACGAUAUUUCGUGGCCGACCAUUGAUGUGGACCUGAACAUGGAAGAUACUCUUUCUGGUCUUCCGGAUGCACAGAUCCAGUUCAAGUUUGACAAUUUGGAAUUGUAUCUUGAACUUGAUAUUAAGCUAUCGACAGAAACUACCUAUGCGCUCAACCUGUUUACGUCGGAUACCCCUGUGGGAUUUGAAGUUCCAGGUGUCGAUGCAGGGGCAAUUUUCAGCGUAAGCUUGAUUCUGAUUGCUGAUGCUGAGAUUGAUAUUGGAACUGGCAUUCAUAUCAAGCUUGAUGAUGGGCUUGCCUUUGACAUGGAAAUGUUCAGCUCAAAUGUGUCUAGUUUUACCAUGCCCGGUGGUGUUUACGAGUUUUUACCGGUCACGAUAGCUGGAAACGGAUCCAUACAGGCCAUUCUGAGCCUCGAAGCGAGUCUCGGAGUAAAUGUAUACAGUACUAAAGAGGACCUGCUUGAUACCAGCUUCAGCGCUGGCGUUGGGGCCGAUAUCUUUGCUUAUGUCGCCGACUUCCAACUUGAAGUCGACGGCUCAACAACGGCGGAUGACGGUGACUGUGAACUAGCCGCUAUUGCAGAAUAUACCAUGGCUGUCGGGGCAGCAGCUGGGGCAACGGUCGCAAUUGAUGCAAUCGCCUGGGGUCCAUCUCCCAACACCACAAUUCCUGUCUGGUAUACUACCUUGGCUAGUGUUUGCGCAACUAGCAAGACUUCAACAGCCACUACAUCUGCCGUGAUCACUGCUCGAGCAGAGCUAGAUGCGCGAGAUGAUUCCACUACCACGACUAUCUCAACCACAGAAACCUAUACUAUAAUCAACUGCCAAUCUCAGGGGCUGGUUAACUGUCCUGUGACUUUGCAGAGUACCACCUCCACCGAGCGUGUUAUCACGUCGACCGUCACUGUUCAAUCGGGUUCCUCGGCAACAUUCCCCGCUACCACUAUUUCAUCGGUUACCAGCACCGUUGAAUUUGGAACGAAUGUGCGGAGCCUACGCGCAACAGCCGGGUCUCCCACAUCUUACAACCCAUCCACGGCAACUGGAUCAACGGGAGGCAGUAUACUUGAUGGUACGACCGACGGAACUAGUAACAAGCUUAUUAUCGGAUUGAGUGUUGGCUUGGGACUUCCAUUCCUUGCAGCUCUGAUCGUAGGAGUUGGUCUAUACAUCGCAAAGCGGAAGAAAUACGCUCUUGUUGCUCCUCAAGCAGAGGCAACCACCGAGUACUCGCCAUCCAUGUCAUACGAUUCACCUCCCAUGCCAGGCACGCCUGGAAUCGGGAAAGACGCGACUCGCGUAUAUACGACUGAGUCUUAG
Molecule: messenger RNA, 1815 nt
Organism: Penicillium verhagenii
Lineage: Eukaryota; Fungi; Ascomycota; Eurotiomycetes; Eurotiales; Aspergillaceae
Exons: 4
Coding region: 1-1815 (604 amino acids)
Source: RefSeq, a predicted model, not a curated record